This is a messenger RNA of Setaria italica (foxtail millet), 2062 nucleotides long. Its product is annotated as cationic peroxidase SPC4. The record is from RefSeq and is a predicted model, not a curated record. Gene Ontology annotation, molecular function: peroxidase activity; heme binding. The coding region runs from base 501 to 1574 and encodes 357 amino acids. The transcript has a single exon. NCBI's taxonomy places the organism in Eukaryota, Viridiplantae, Streptophyta, Magnoliopsida, Poales, Poaceae. Gene Ontology annotation, biological process: hydrogen peroxide catabolic process; response to oxidative stress.
GAAAAGUCUAUGAAUUUAACUAUAAAAGCUAAAAUGAUCUACGAUUUAAUGGAGGGAAUAUGUAUUAAAUCAUCAUAUGAAAAGUCUAUUACAUUGUUCUUUGGUACGAGCUAUAGAACCUAGAAUAUUUGUGCAGUGAACCACGGAGACGUGGGUACAAGGUACAGCGUGCAGGGACCGAGAAAUCGACGUGGUGAACCCGUGCAGCAGCGCAGCUCCACGUACGUACGCACUCUUUCUUUCCUCCAUGCCGACGGUGCUUCGUCGAUCCAUCAUCCAUCUCGAGUCUCCAGUUUGACCAGAAAUAAUCCAGCCACCAUGGAUCGGAUCGAGCUGCAAGGAAAUCACCUCAGCUUGCAUUGCAGCGUCUACUGGUGGCGGCGAACACUUGCUGAAUGCUGACCGUGACCGGCCAGCUAUAAAAUGAAGCCGCCCGGGGCGCAGGGUCUCCACACGCCUCCUCCCUCUCCCCACCUAGCCAACAAGCUCAACAAGCUAGCAUGGCGGGGAGCACGGCAGGCCCUGCUGCUCUGCUGCCACUUGUGGCCGUGAUCGCUUUGCUGAUGACUGCUCCGGCGGCGGCGGCUAGGUACCCGCCGCUGGCGCCGGGGCUGUCGUUCGACUUCUACAAGAAGAGCUGCCCCAAGGCGGAGUCCAUCGUCAGGGACUACCUCACCUCCGCCAUCAGGAGCAACGUGGGCCUCGCCGCCGCGCUCAUCCGGCUCCACUUCCACGACUGCUUCGUCCAGGGCUGCGACGCCUCCAUCCUGCUCGACUCCACGCCCACCCAGAAGAGCGAGCGGGACGCGUUCCCCAACCAGACGCUCCGCCCGGCGGCGUUCAAGGCCGUCAACGACAUCCGCGACCGCCUCGAGAAGGCCUGCGGCCGCGUCGUCUCCUGCGCCGACAUCGUCACCCUCGCCGCCCGCGACUCCGUGGUCCUGGGUGGCGGCCCGGCGUACAAGGUGCCCCUGGGCCGGCGCGACGGCCUGGCACCGGCGUCGGAGGACGCCAUCCUCGGCGCGCUACCGCCGCCGACGUCCAAGGUGCCGACGCUGGUGUCGUUCCUGGCCAAGAUCAACCUGGACGUGACCGACCUCGUGGCGCUCUCCGGCGGGCACACCGUCGGCAUCGCCCACUGCGGGUCCUUCGAGAAGCGGCUGUUCCCGACGCAGGACCCCACCCUCAACCAGUGGUUCGCCGGCCAGCUGCGGCUCACCUGCCCCGUCGAGGGCGCCACCAACACCACCGUCAACGACAUCCGGACCCCCAACACCUUUGACAACAAGUACUACGUGGACCUGCUGAACAGGGAGGGGCUCUUCACCUCCGACCAGGACCUGCUCAGCAACACCACCACCAGGCCCAUCGUCACCAAGUUCGCCGUCGACCAGGACGCCUUCUUCGAGCAGUUCGUCUACUCCUACGUCAAGAUGGGGCAGAUCAACGUGCUCACGGGGUCCUCGCAGGGACAGAUCCGCGCCAACUGCUCCGUGCGCAACGCCGCCGCCGGCAACGACGACCUGCUGCCGUGGUCCGUCGUCGAGACCGCUGCCGAGACCCUCGUGCUCUAGAGUCCACUAGCUAGUGUGCUAUAUAUACUUGUUAGGCUCGCUAGUACACUUUGCAGCGUGCACGCGUACGUGCUUGUAUGGUUGGGUAGUGUGUGUGAGGCUAGCAGAGGCGAAUAAAGCUAGCGGCACGUGUGCAUGGUGCCACGUACGCCAUGCCGGCACAAGCCACAAGAAGUGGUGACUUGGUGUUACAACUACAAUAGGGGCCCGGCCCAUCUUCCAAAGGCCCAUCUUCUUGUCCGUCCCAACAAGAGAGCUGCGUAGCGAUCGUCUUCCUCUCCCUCGAUAAGCCCCUUAUAUAAUUUGUUUUUUCCCUAGAAAACAAACAAUCUAAUCUGCUGCUUCAGUCUCUUGGAAAAGAUGCCGAAAACUAAGAGAGGUGGUGAUGAUGUCACAAGAAGAUCGCAUAAGAUGUACAUGAGUUACUGGCCUCAGGUCUGCUACCUGAUGGUUCUCCCUCUUUUAUCAGCUAGCGUCUCUUUUGAUUC